CCGAUAAAAAGCUGGCAGCACUCGCUUGUAUAUUUGCAAACUUCACAGCACUAAAACAAUGGCAGCGGUGUAUUUACGUAAAGGUUUUUUUACUCUGCCCCAAACUUUGGCAGCCAGUCGGCAGAGAUGCUAUGCCACCGCUAAGCAAACAAGGACCAAUACACUAGCAGCUGUGGCGGAAUCGAUCUCUGCCAAGGGUUUUCUGCGACCACACAAGCCUUAUGCGCCGGGUAACGAUGCCGCAGAGCGUGUGCGUGCCGUGGCCGCCCAGCUGCAAAUGACCAACGGCGGCGAUCAACGAAAAUUAACAGAUUUGGGCGAGAAAUUCAAGUUUCUGGCUGCUUGUUUUGAGGAAUUGCAGCAUGGAGUACCCAAUUCCCAGGUUCACGAUCUUAACACAGUGGCCGAUGUCAUUGCAUUCUAUCAGCAAACGGUGGACACCACUGUGCCAUUGGAUGCACUGAAGCGCAUUGAGCUGCCCGAGAAUUUGCACAUACAAUAUGAAUAUUUGAGGUUCAAUCCGGAAACCGAUACAAAAUUCAAUGGAAAAACCGCUUUUCCCAAGAGUUCAACUUUGGUUACGGGUCUCAAAUAUCGCCGUAAAUAUGAGGGUCAUGAGGCCAAGCGUUCCUGGCCGUAGUUUUAUUUUCUAAUCCUAUAUAUAAAUAUAAAUAAAAUGUGUUAUUCUAAAA
Messenger RNA from Drosophila innubila, 692 nucleotides. RefSeq names its product 39S ribosomal protein L50, mitochondrial (gene mRpL50). NCBI's taxonomy places the organism in Eukaryota, Metazoa, Arthropoda, Insecta, Diptera, Drosophilidae. The transcript is spliced from 3 exons. The record is from RefSeq and is a predicted model, not a curated record. Bases 59 to 640 code for a protein of 193 amino acids. Gene Ontology annotation, cellular component: mitochondrial large ribosomal subunit; mitochondrion.